AAUCGAAAGUAAGGGGACCACGACGGUGGGUUUUUUCCCACCCCUCAUGUUGAUGUUAAAUGACAGUGUUUAAAAAACAGAUAACAUAAAAAAAAACUGGAAUCCAAAAUGAGAAGUAAUUUAUUUGGACGGAGAUGCCCGAGUGGUCCCGAUUGUUGUGCAGGUUGACCGCCUUUCCGUCUGCUAGAUCAUCGAAACCUGCUGAUCACACACUGCUGAUCGCUGUGGGACAGAGACAGUUUUAGAAGAAAUACUUGAUUUCCAUAAGCAAGGAAAAACUAAUAUAUUCUACCAUUCAUUUUUCCUUUAUUUUAAUAACACAGAACCAUGGCAGAAGACGAGGGGACAGACGUUGACAUCACUCACGAUGUUUUCCUUAUCCACGCGAACGACCCACCGGAGGACAGAGAUUUUGCCCUCAAAACGGUAAAACAUUUAUUAGAAUCAAAAGGUUUGAAGGUUAUGACUGACGAGGAUAACUUUUUAGGGGGACAAAAGGUGUUUGACAACAUCGCUUUAGCAAUCAGAAGCUGCAGAAAGUCUCUUAUUAUACUCACUGAACAUUCCCACAAGAGUCCGUGGUGCUCUCUUGAACUUCUGAUGGCUUUAGAGAAAUCUCACAGACGUAACAUCAUGUCCGUUGUUGUAUUGUGGAAAGGAAACUCAGUUGAAUGGGAAGACCAGCUGGCACUUGAGAUGCUAAGUACGGUUCCGCGUGUAGAUAUUGAGGACUUCGAAGAUAUUAACCACAAGUUAGAAGAACUUGUUGAAAAGAUAAAAGAAAGAAAGUGUGUAGAAGAACUUUUGCCUGCAGGAAACAUUGCACACGCUCAAGUCUGGUCCCACUAUACAGGAUUAUUGCAGUAUUUGCUUCCAGAAAUUGCAGAUCUUAUAAAAAAGACUGAUAUAUACAAGAAAAACCCAACUAGGUUUUCUCUGAAGUUGUUUGAACUUGUUCCUGAAAACUGUCGCUGCCCUUGGGUUAUUCAGGAUAUUCCCGAAGAAAAGUCUGGGCAACGAAUCAGUGUUAUGACUGAGAAAUUACCAACGUUAACGUACCAAAGGGCUGGAAACACCAGACUCGUUAAUAUGUCCAUUUACUGCAUAAAGGACAAAGAUGGCACGGAAUACUACUGUGUAGCAGAAUAUCCAGCCGUUUUAGCAGGAAUUCAGAAAAUGGUGGAAGAGACGUCAACUAAAUUACAAGAAUGUGACAGACGCAUGCAAGUUGGGCGUUUCUACUACACUCUGGUUUCUCUCUUACAUCACGAAAGCUUGGAAAAGACGUUCAAUAAAGCAAGGGUUAUCAUGUAUAACGAAAACAGACCAGGAUUUGUUUUAGCAGACGAAUUGUUGAAAGCAAUCAAACAGGAUUUGAAUGUGGAAUCAUUUGAAGAUGGAAGGAUGGAAAGACCAUUGGAUAGACUUAGUUCAAGAGAGCCAAAGGAAUAUGAGAAUGAAGCUUUUCUGUUUUGCCAUAGUAGUGAAACAAGUCAAGUUAUUGGGCACGAAAUUGAAACAUUCCUGAAUAAGAAAAAUGUAAAGCUCGAUUUACUUGGACAUCAUGCAGGACAGAAACAGUUUGAUCUGGCUGAGGUCAUUGAGAAAUCUUACUGGACUAUAGUGGUCAUGACCCAAGAGGCCCUCCAUGACAAAGAAUUUACAAUACAAAUUUUAAGUCUUCUACAGGAGUUUCUUAGUGAUAAAAAGAUUAGAUUGAUCCCAGUUUUAGUGGACACAAGAUAUGUAGAUAUCCCAGAUGCAGUGCGGUUUGUUACAUACGUUGCUGUCGAUGAAAAUAAGAGAUACCUGGAGAGACUUCUUUGUACCUUAGAAGGAAAGGAUAUCCCUUUUGAGAAAGAAACACUAAUUCCAGCAGGGGAUGUGGCGUAUGGAUUAGCCUGGACAUACGUCCUCAACUACCUACAAUUUGUUCUGAUGGACCCAGAACAGGAGGGAGCAGAUGGAUUAACCGAGACUAUCGAGAAAACAUUAACAAAUCGGAAUAAAAGCACCACGUUAUGCAAGAAGAAAGUUUAUAUUAUUGUGCCAAGUUCUUGUGAGUGCCACAAAUCGCUAGAAGAAGCUGACCGUCGCAUCCAUCUUGUUGAAACCAUACAUCCAGUUUAUGUCAAUCUUGCUGGAAAUAUACAGCGAAAAUAUAACUUUGAUAUGUACAAGUUUGAGGAAAAUGGAAAAGAGUAUUUCUUUGUUGGGCAAUAUGCAGCCCCAGCAACCUGCCUGAAUGACAUGUGGAAACUGAAGAUCGCAGGGUUAAAUGAACGUGACAUGGUUAUACAGGCCAAGAAAUUCUGCCAUGAAAUCCAAAAUAUUUUGAAUCAAAAAUUGGUCGAAGAAUUUGCCCAUAAAUGUGAGGUCGUAUUCUACGAUGAUUCGAAGUAUACUCUCUCAGAGGAGAUGAAGAGGAGAAUACAAUGAAACAUCAAAAUUGCUAUUAUCUUUUGAUUUUAAAUAUGUGCUUUUACAACAAGUAUCUUGUUAGCUAUAUUUAAAGAAUCGUGGCAAGCUUUUCUUUUGAUUUAAAUUUUCAGUCUAUGUUUUCUUUAAGGAAUCUUAAAGAAUAAUUGAAUUGCUUUUAUCAAUGUGUUGCAUUAUUUGUAAUGAAUCUUAAACAAACCCUACAACAAUCAAACAACAUGUUAUGAUUUUUAUUUUAUAAAUUCAUUAUACACAUGUAUAUACCAGUUAUAGUACAGAUGGUGUCUGGAAUUUUUCUGUUUUGUAUUUUACAAAGGUUUUUGUUUUGAAUCCUAUUUUGAAAUCGUGGCAUUAAUGACCUAGCUGAUCUCAACAUUAUGAAAUGCAACUUUUUGAAAAAAUUUUGAAAAUUAGUAAGUAUUGAAUAAAGUCUCAAAUUUCUUAGUGUUUUAUUAAUUUGAUAUACAAUCAUAAUAUGUAAACAUGUGUAUUAAUUCAUGCAACCAGUUGAUCUUAAGUGUAAAAAAAGUAUUAUUUAUACUUUAUAUGAUGCAUAUUAUUUUCGUAUUUAACAUUUUUUAUAUGAUAGAGGUGGAUCCUAAAUAUCAUUUUUUUUUUAAAAUUACAUGAAAGCAAUAACAAGGACAAUAUACUACUUGAUGUAUUUUACUUAAGAAAUUGAACGUUUGCUACACCAUUUGAUGUCAUUAAUUUAAGUCAAAAGGAGCAAUAUGAUAUUUUGUAUACUCAGCUUCAAUGUGUUUAGAAGAAAA
Messenger RNA from Saccostrea cuccullata (small rock oyster), 3212 nucleotides. RefSeq lists its product as uncharacterized. NCBI's taxonomy places the organism in Eukaryota, Metazoa, Mollusca, Bivalvia, Ostreida, Ostreidae. Gene Ontology annotation, biological process: autophagosome assembly; reticulophagy; positive regulation of type I interferon production. Gene Ontology annotation, cellular component: autophagosome; endoplasmic reticulum membrane. The transcript has 14 exons. Gene Ontology annotation, molecular function: cyclic-di-GMP binding; 2',3'-cyclic GMP-AMP binding. The record is from RefSeq and is a predicted model, not a curated record. Bases 328 to 2439 code for a protein of 703 amino acids.